Rotaria socialis is the source of this 645-nucleotide messenger RNA. The record is from the annotation of a GenBank genome assembly. Lineage: Eukaryota; Metazoa; Rotifera; Eurotatoria; Philodinida; Philodinidae.
AUGCCUAAUUAUCUAAACUUAGAAGAAGCGAAUGGUCCAUCAGGUCAAUAUAAAUCAAAAACGUUCUCAUCAACUUCUAUGCAUCCAGUAGCCACCAAAAUGCGUGAAACUUCAUCAUUAAAUAGUAUAGAUAUUACUCGUACUAAAACAAGGAGAUCGACUGACAAUAAAUCUAAUGUGACUUCGAAAACAUCAUCAUCCAAAAAAAUGUUAACAGGUGUAAUGAACUAUGAUGGCGCUUCAAGUAUUACUGCUCUCGUCGUUUUUCUUCUCACAAAUAAACUAACAUCAACAGUAACAACAAGAACUUCAACAACAGCAACAUCAACAUCAACCACAACUACUUCCACAAUUACAACACCAGCUCCACCAUGCGUUCCUAGUUCUGCUGUUUCUGCAAGUAGUCUUUAUAUAGCAGCAUCUAGCAGCUACUCGUAUCUUGAUGAUGUCUUAGUAUAUGCUGGAGCUGUGCAAAUGCUAACUAAUACUGAUUUUGAGACAAGUAACCUUUCGCAUUGGAUUCGAACAACAUCGAAUGGAGCUUGCGGAGGAGCACCAUCUGAAGUGUGUAAUUUUUUGUAUCAUAGUGAAAAUUAUUCUGCUUAUGAUGGAAGUAAUGGAUGUGCCGAUCAGCUUAGUCAAUAA